Messenger RNA from Lindgomyces ingoldianus, 789 nucleotides. Its product is annotated as Sm-like ribonucleoprotein. The record is from RefSeq and is a predicted model, not a curated record. Lineage: Eukaryota; Fungi; Ascomycota; Dothideomycetes; Pleosporales; Lindgomycetaceae. Gene Ontology annotation, molecular function: RNA binding. The transcript has 3 exons. Gene Ontology annotation, cellular component: U2 snRNP; U12-type spliceosomal complex; pICln-Sm protein complex. Bases 88 to 459 code for a protein of 123 amino acids. Gene Ontology annotation, biological process: spliceosomal snRNP assembly; RNA processing.
CUACCGCGGGCGUAAAUACCACUCUCCACUCAUCUCGCGGCCGAUAAUUUCAGUCUUAGAAUUGUGUCUGUCUACAGACUACCCAGCAUGAAGCUUGUUCGGUUCUUGAUGAAAUGCCAGAAUGAGACGGUCACAGUUGAGCUAAAGAAUGGCGCCAUCGUCCACGGCACCGUCGCAUCCGUAAACCCAAAAAUGAACAUCGCAAUGCGCUCCGCCAAAUUAACCCCCAAAGACCGAGAUACCGUCGCCCUCGACGCAAUGACCGUCCGCGGCUCAACUGUUCGUUACAUAAUUCUUCCCGACAGCCUUCCACUCGACACACUCCUCAUCGAUGACGCACCGAAGCCGAAGAACAAGGCAAGGAAGGAGGCAGCUGACCGUGGUGGACGUGGUGGUCGCGGAGGGCCUAGGGGUAGGGGAAGGGGACGCGGUCGUGGCAGGGGUGGGAGAGGAUUCUAAGUCACAUAAAAGACUGACGUUGAUGUUCUGGCUUGGAUGUAUGGCCGAUGAGUCCACGAAAGUGCAGGGUAUGGGGGUUUCCGAAGCCCAAAGGAACAGCAUCCUAAUUUGCUUCAUUCAGGGCGACAAACUGGUUCAUAUUCUUAGCCUGCAAGUCAGGCAGCAUUCAGGUGACAUCUUGAGAUAAGCUUCGGGCCUGGCAGGUAGGCUGGGUGCACUAAAGAAAGAGGACCUGAAUCGGCUCGAGGCUUCUCCUGUCCUUUUACACGAGAGAGAUGCAUAAAGUACAAUGUCUCCUCCAUUUUACAAUUGAAAUAAGAUUAAAGAGAC